This is a messenger RNA of Paramuricea clavata, 1775 nucleotides long. The record is from the annotation of a GenBank genome assembly. NCBI's taxonomy places the organism in Eukaryota, Metazoa, Cnidaria, Anthozoa, Malacalcyonacea, Plexauridae.
GGAACUCGUGUAAAAUGGAUUGAUUUGAGCUACAAGCCUCAGUGGUGGCCAGAAGAGGUUGCUUGGAGAAAUCCAAACAACAAGUCUACAGCUGGUCCUAAAAUGAAAUCUGCAGAGCUUAGUUUGGUUCUGUCUGCAUACCGAGAUUGGCAUGAAUCAACUUCGCAUCCAGGUGCUGGGCCAUCACAUGAACAGCAACCUCAUUCUGGUCGUUUAGAUGAGAACCACUUCGUUUCUGCAGCUACUGAAUGUGAUUUAUCUGCAGAGGAUAUUGCAUUCAUGGAAAGUGUCAUAAAGGAAGAUGAUGACAAUGUAUGCAUGUAUUGACUGUUUAAUGUAAAUUAUGUCAGGUGCAACUCUCAAUUGGUUACUGUACAUUCAGGGCUUGACUAAAAAAAAUAUCGCCUGCCAAAUAAAUUAUUGCCCGCAAUUUCUGUUUUUUAAUUGUCAAAAUUAUCCCUCUCGCAUUCACCACGUCAGAAGAAGUCAUUUUAAUUCGUAUUUCUAUCCCCCAUUUCUAUACAAUACUGUACAUGGUCCUAUUUGACGAUCGACUUCCCAAUUAAAGCAACCACUUUCCAAUCAAUGAAAAUGGAAUCUUGCCAGAGUAAAGCUAUAAAGCUAUAUAGCUAUAUAUAAAGCUAUACUUUAAUUGUUUAAACACCGCAUAUAUUUUGAUGCCAAUGCUUUCGAACCAUAAGCCUGGAUCAUAUUACUGUAGUCGCACUGGUCUGGAUCCAGGCUAUUGUGAUCAAACUGUUGCCCAACUGUUCAACGUGUGUAGAAUAUUGCCUAAUACGUACUGUGUGUUAUUCAUUUAGAGCACUAUUGAUUUUUAUGAUGAGCAUGCUGCAGUAAGGUGCUUACAAUUUGCCGAAAGUUAUCAUGGAGAGCUCUCAAGAUAUGUGCUUCUGGAGUGAUAAAUAAAAUGAACAACCGUACUGCUUUGGUACCAUAUGUCCAUGACUACAUUGAUUUGGAAAGGCUCGAUAGAAGGUAAUAAACGUACUUUAUACCGUAAGUACUGAUAUAGAGCUCCUUGAUUUUGGUGAUAGUAUAGCGAAUGAUGGUGAUACUAGUUUAGUUACUGUGUAUAAAUGAUAUUCGGGCUUUGUUGUAAUGUUCUGCUAUUUUUUGUCUAGUUUGCUAAGUUUCAUUCCACCAUUCAGUAAAAUGUUGAGUGAGGAUGGUGGCAUUGAGCUAGAACCUUUCCAAGCGAGUGCUUUUGGUAACUGCUUUUGGUGUAGCCUAUCAAUACAUCUGACUGGGAACGAAAGCAGACAGAAUUUUCUUCGCUUGGCUUCUGCACUAAAUGCAGUCAUUAACGCAAAACACUUUAUUGAUAAGGUACGGUAUAAAACGGUGGUAUGAAAAGGUACUACACGACAACUACAUGAAUGUGUAGUAUCAGAAUUAAUAUGCACAUGCAUGCAGCUGCUUUGUGAGUUAAAUCAGGGUAAAAUUGUAUAAUUGAAUUGUUGUAGGUCAUUCAACAGUUUACCACUGUAGAUGAGGCGUUGCAAUGGUCAGAGACUGUUUGCUGUCCAUUGAAUACAUCCAAAACCACAAUUAGGGAGAUUGUCGAAGAACGUUAUGUUUCGGAAGUCAAGGAAACGUUCGGUUAUUAUAUAUUUAUAGGGUUAUUACAGGUGUAUUUGGCUUCAGAUUUUUGAGAAGACCAAUAAGGCAAUUUUGCUUGCUUCCCGGCGCUGACCAUUAUAGAACUCGAAUGGAGCCUUUUCAGGUGCUUAUGGUGGGGGGUGGCACCGAAGAGA